AUGUUGUUUUUGCUCGGAAGCCUUUGAGCUUCCGAGGUUUUGAUGCUUGAGCCACCGGGCUUCUCGGCUGCUCAAGCAUGCUGGAGCCGCCCUGUGCUCCCUCCUCCGAUGACCCUUCUGGGUCUAUCAGCUUUUGUGUCCCUUUUCGAUCUGGCCACCGCCGGCUUGGAUCUCUGCCGCGGCGUCCUGGAGAUUUCGCACCAUCCUCUCUGGAGUAGAUUGAAGGGUGUUCCAUGGCUGGAUCGGUCGACCAUAGGUUGCUUGAGUGACUUCACCUCCCUUCCUCCUCUACAUCGAGUCUACUCUGCUUUGCUUCUCUAGUUUGUUCUUUUCUAUGUCUGUUAUCCUUAUCUUUUUGGAUAAGGUCUGAAUGUAGAUGUCGUAUGGCAGUUUCCCUAAUGCAUUGCUAAUUACCUUUUCCUCAAAAAAAAAAUCAAAGAAAAUGUGUUUUUUUCA
Molecule: messenger RNA, 456 nt
Organism: Rubroshorea leprosula
Lineage: Eukaryota; Viridiplantae; Streptophyta; Magnoliopsida; Malvales; Dipterocarpaceae
Source: the annotation of a GenBank genome assembly